Lethenteron reissneri (Far Eastern brook lamprey) is the source of this 5389-nucleotide messenger RNA. Its product is annotated as jerky protein homolog-like. Gene Ontology annotation, molecular function: DNA binding. Gene Ontology annotation, cellular component: nucleus. The record is from RefSeq and is a predicted model, not a curated record. NCBI's taxonomy places the organism in Eukaryota, Metazoa, Chordata, Hyperoartia, Petromyzontiformes, Petromyzontidae.
GGAACGCAAUUUUUUCUUAUAACGCGGAUGCGAAUUGGAUAUAACACAAUAUAACACGAUCGAGUGACUGGAACGAUGUCGCGCGAAUAGGAAUAAGAGGUUGUACAGCUGCCUCGGCGUAGCGUCACAAUGCGGGUUGCGGCUGGAUGCUUCUAGAUGCUACCCACGUGCCUCGAUCUUUGUUCAGCCUGCGUACGCAUCUCACGUGUUAUCACGGACUGUGCUUUACCCUAUAUUAUAUAUAUUUUUUUAUUAUAACGCGGCUUUUCCAUAACGCGGUGUUCUUCAGGAACGCAACUACCAUGUUAUAGGAGAACAGACUAAACAAGAGAUGGAUGAGACCUGGAGAUGAAGAUGUACAAGUUAGACGUGCCUCAUGUGAUGUCAUAACGUCUGUUCACGUGACAUGAUGUCACGCUGCCCGCCAGCACAUGCUGAAUGUGUGAAUGCGGCUCACUAGAAAUAUAGUUGAAGAACCCUCAUGUAGAAGAACCAUAGGCUGAUGGGCUAAAUUGUUAUUUUAUUAUUGCAUGGACAGACAGUGACAGUUAUUUUAGCGCUGCAGCCUUGAUUUUUAACUGCCACCAUCUGUACGUAUACCCGCCCGCAGGACAGGAAGGCGAAUAUGCCGACUAUGGUGAGAUGGCGGGAGGAAUUGCGGGAGAGACAGCAGGAGAGACGGCGGGCGACAUGACGAGCGAAACGCCAUCGCAGUCGUGGGGAGAAGUGGAGGUAACACUGGAAGACUCGAGUGGUGAUGAGAUGAAUUCUGGCAAGCGCAAGCAAGCGUACCUGACACCCGGCGCGUCACCGCUGCUCCGGAAGAGGAUCGUGCUGUCCCUGGAGACGAAAUUGCGCAUCCUACGGCGUCUGGAGAAGGGCGAGACAGCCAAGCAGCUCGCGUUGGAAUUCAACUUGGGCCACCGCACCAUCUACGACAUCAAGAAGGCCAAGGAGAAGCUGUGGCGGCUCAACAAGGUGCUGGAUGUCGACACGGGGCUCUCGUACAUGAAAGUGAUCCGCGAGUCGCGCUUCCCGCAGCUCGAGGAGGCCGUGUACAAGUGGUUCCGGCAGCACCGUGCCAUGGGCCUCCCCAUCACCAGCUCCAUGCUCAUCGAGCAGGCGCGGCACUUUCACGAACACCUGGGCCUCACCGAGCCAUUCGCCGCAAGCGCCGGCUGGCUCCGUAACUUCAAGCGGCGCUACUGCAUCGGCGAGCUGGGCGUGUCGGGCAUGGACCUGGGGCGGGAGAGCUUCGUGAGCACCCUGGCGCACGCCAAGGAGGACUUGGCCAACCCGCUAGCACGCGUCCGCAUGGGCGGCGCCUUCCCUGCGCCGUACCCCCAGGUGGUGGUGGAGAAGGUGUCGGACGAUGCGGCGGAGGCCCUGGCGGCGCGGGAGAGCUUCAUGAAAUUCCUGGAGGAGCAGGGGUUAAGCCCACAGCAGGUGUACGCCGCCACGGAGACGGGGCUCUACUGGAAGAGCCUCCCCGCGCGCACCGCCGCCGGGAACUGCCGGGUCGGCAGGGAUCGCAUCGCGCUGCUCCUGUGCGCCAGCGCAGCAGGUGCACACCGGCUGCCCCUCGCCGUCGUGGGCAGGGCUGCCCACCCGAGGGUGUUCAGGAACCUGGACGUGAGCCUGCUACCCGUGCACUACUACAACCACAGGCGUGCGUGGGUCACCACCGACAUCUUCCGCCGCUGGUUCCGCGAAAGGUUCGUGCCGGAGGUGACGCAGAACCUGGAAGCGCUGGGGCUACCGCCCAAGGCCGUGCUGCUGCUUGACAACUCACCCGCACACCCCGACGACGGCUCGCUGUGCUGCGGGGACAUCACCGUCUUCUAUCUCCCCCCGAACUUGGCGCCAGCGCUAAAGCCCCUGGAGCAGGGCGCCGUAGGCCACCUGAAAGCGCUGUACCGCCGUGAAGUGGCGCGCGGGAUUGCCUUGGGCGUGGAUGCCGACCUGCAGUCCUACUGGAAAGACUUCACCGUGAAGCACGCCCUGUACACUGUCGCCACCGCCUGGGACGCUGUGCACGAGAGGACGCUGCAGCGCUGCUGGAGGAAGCUGUGGCCGCGUGCGUGGGGGGUGGCUGAGCCCGGUAUCCCCGACCUUGCUGCCAGGGGAGAGGCGGCGGGGGGAGCGCACGGGGAGGGAACACGCGGGGUGCAGGAAGACGAGGAGGGACUGAGUGUGCGCAGCUUUGUGCAGGUGUUACGCGCCGUGCCGGGCUGCGACCGCGUCGGGGAGAGCGACGUCGCCGAGUGGUUGGAGGUGGACGCCGCCGACCCGGGGCGCGCGCCGCUCGGUAGCGGCGCAGGCGGACGCGGCGCCGAUGGCGGCGGCGACGCCAGCGACGGCGACAACAGCGAGCAGGAGGAGGAGACGGUGCCCGUGAGCCGGAUCACUCACAAGGAAGCGGUGCGCGUGCUGAGCCGCGCCAUCGAGUACGCGCAGGAGCAGGCCGACACGGACCACAGCGAGGUCUACCUGCUUAUGGCGCUCAGGGACCAGGCGCUGAAGAAGCACAAGCAGCACGCACGUCAGAGGGUACUGGGCUACGCCGUCCCUCCUCCGGCCGCACCCUCAACGUUGCGGCAGUGACCGCUAGACCUGAUCAAUGCCGCCACCUUCCUAAGAUGUUAUUCCGCUCCGUAACGUUACGUUUGGUUGUUUCGCUUGCGUCUUUACGCUGCUGACGGUCCCAAGCGCAGGAGUUUGAUUAUUUGGCUGCGCUGCAUCAUGAGAAGUACCCACAAUGCCAUGGGAACAUUACCGGAGCACAUGUUACUCAAAGUAGCCUGGUUUGCGUGCGGGUUUACGCGUCUAAAGUUGUAUGAGUGUUUCUGGAGGAGCUGUCUUUUUUACGAGUGGUGCGAUAUAUCCAGCAGAACCGUGCGAUGAAAUGCACAAUUUCUGGAUAUGAUUUAAGGUAUUUUAUUGAUUUUAUUUGGCUUGACACUGUAAAAACAUGGUGUGAUUUGUGGGGAGUGGUGUCAUUGUACUUACACUACAAUCCCAGCUGUCAAAGUUAAACUUCUUAGCACUCUCAGCAAUUUUACCUAAUGGGUCUCUCCUCUUGGUUGACAGCAUGAUUGUCUGGUGCCAUGAGUCCAAAGGAAAUAAUUGUUGGUCAAACCACCCCAUCGUGCAAUUUGCUGGCCCAAAUAGGUGUUUGCUAACAUAAUUUAGUCCCAACAAUUAUAAGCAGGCCAAAAGGGCGUAUUGCUAUCAACGUAUGAGACUUGCGUUGUAAAAGAGACAUUAAAAAUCGCUUAUUCACAUUGAAGCCAGGGCUCUGUGAAUAGUAGCUCGUCUUGCGGUGCUUGAAAGUAGUCAAAACACCAUUGGUUACCCAUUGUAACUUGGUUGCUUGCAACUGAAUGCCUUACAUGGUGACGUCUGCCAAUAGUUGCAGACCGGUUACAGUUGAGACACUCGACUUUGGAGUUAUCUGCUCAGUGAAAUGUCGUAACAUUUUUCAUAUGCACAUUUGGGAACUAUGUUACAAUCCUGAAUACGCCGUUUAAUUUCCUAUUUUUGGGCUCAGAUGUGGACAAAUCAAAUCACAGUUGAUUUGGUUGUGCUAGUUCAAAAGCAAUUUGGACAAAUGAUCGCACUUAAGUGUGAACCUAGCAUCAGACUGCAAAUAUCACUCUUGAUAGUAAGCAGUAGUGGCUCAAUACUGGGUUUUUGCAUCAUGUUAGGUGCCUGACAGUAUUUGUGAGUUUUAAAAGGUAUUUUUUAGUUGAUACCAAAAUCAUGUUUGGUGAUUAGCAGACGUAAGGGGAAUUAUGUUUGUUGAUUUCCUUCAUUCGGAAUGUUAUUUCAUAUUUAUAGUCUCCACAAAUACGUAUGUUGAAGUUCUUCAGCACUGUCUGUAGCCAACCAUGCUAAUCGGAGAUGCGGGGGAAGGACAGUAAACUAAAGACAAAAAUAAGUUCGGAAGAAAUUAAUUUUCAAUCUCGAAAAUUUGUUUUCAAUCUAAUGUGCUGUCCUAUACAAUCGUGCGGUGGUUAAACAGAUAAUUCAGAGAAACAGUUGACGUAUGGAUAAGGUUUCUCAGUACAAAGAACCACAUACAGGUUUACCUCGCUUUAUGAAGUAGAUGAGUUCCAAAAAAAGGGCACACAGAUCGAAACAGCACGAGACGGCUGCUGGUCGAGUCGCGUCUCACACGUCCAAUCGCGUAGCCGCAUGAGUGAAUUCAAAGAGCAUAGAGCGAACUUGUGGUCUAAAGAGGCUCAUCGCACGCACGCAUGCGAACUUGGACAAAUUUAACCCACGUAAAGCGAGGGAAACCUGUAUUAAAAUGUGCUAAAGUCUACUGAUGUGUUGUGCACGUACAACCUGAACACGGUCCAUCACUCUCACAGGGUUGAUCAAAUGGCUUUCCGACUUAGUACUGUCGCGCUCAUACAUUUGUCUCGUCGUUUGAUCGUGUGGAACACGUUUCCUGCUCUGACGAAUAAAUUACGACGUAAGCAGUCGCGCCCUUCGGCGUGUAAGAAGGUCGUUUUGACGCAAGCUCGGAAUUAAAUGAAAAUAAGUAAACUGCCUCGUCUCUGUGCUCUUUGUGUGUUUUUAUUGACAUGAAUUCCUGCAGUCAUUCAAGAUUUGUAGAGACCUGUCGCCGAAAUAACGCUUUGGUUUUUUUCCAUAAAAAAAUUAUGAUGUAUGUUGGUCUAGAAGGUCCAUGGGUUGGACUGUUGUAACUUAACGGUUCAUACUCUUUGGUUCUUUCGGUAAAGUCACGUAGGUAUAAAAUAAAAUAAAUUAAAUCAUCAGGUGGGAAAACCACAGCACCUGAUGAUGAUUGCUUGUGUUGCAAUCGAAACGUCGUGAUUUAAUUUAUUUUAUACCUACGUGACUUUACCCGAAAGAACCAAAGAGUAUAGAUCCCUGCAGUCACGAAAACUUCAAAUCUAGAUUUAUUUUUUACGGUUCAUACUUUUGUAGGUUUAAUCAUCUUAGCCAUGAACUUUAUGACCAGAUGAGAGCUCGUUGAGACAACGUCCUCUAUUGUUCAGAAACCUGGGGUGCAAAUAAAAGGUACAAAAUACCAAUCUAGGAAAACUCUAAAAAACAAAGUUUUGAGAAAAAUAAAUCCCAAGAAAAAACAAUGCGAGCAGGAUAGCCUCAUUUGCAUGAGGGAUCUGGGUCACUGAAACGUUGGAAGUGGAAUGCACACCCCAGGCCACACACGAUGCUGUGGGCGACCUGUUCACUACAAAAUAAAUAAAGUGCAACAAUGAAGCAAAAGGAAAUCUGAUCUUUUCAAAACUGCGUAACAAAAAAAGCCACGCAGAGACAACACAUCCAGACAUUUCAGCCACGGCGGAGGCGAGUCUGCAAGCAGAACACCAUCGCUCUGGUCUUGAUAACAUGA